Messenger RNA from Trichomonas vaginalis G3, 6564 nucleotides. RefSeq names its product ataxia telangiectasia mutated (ATM) -related family. Gene Ontology annotation, cellular component: nucleus; TORC2 complex; TORC1 complex. The coding region runs from base 1 to 6564 and encodes 2187 amino acids. Gene Ontology annotation, biological process: negative regulation of macroautophagy; TOR signaling. The transcript has a single exon. The record is from RefSeq and is a predicted model, not a curated record. Gene Ontology annotation, molecular function: protein serine/threonine kinase activity; protein-containing complex binding; protein binding. Lineage: Eukaryota; Parabasalia; Trichomonadida; Trichomonadidae.
AUGGAAUCGGAAAAGAACCAGAAUGGUGUCCAGAGAUAUAAGAACAUGGUUGAAAAAUAUUUAGUUCAACCAGAAUCACAACUUUACCUGAACGCUAUUCGUGGUUUUCGUAAUUUUUGCGGAAGAGAAAUUAUUUCAGCACACGAUCUUUCGAAUGCGCAAUACAAGAUUGAUGAAAUAUUUUCUUCAAUCUCAAUUACUCACAUUAAAGAUGGUUUGCUUUAUGUAGUUCUUGUUAACGCCUUAACAGAAAUUCCUAACAUUGAUAAGAACUAUUUAGCCGAUAAACUAUCAAGAGAUAUAAUUGCCAUUCCUCCAGACAAGAACACAAUCCUUUGGAAGUACUUUACAUAUAUUUUACUUUGGAUUUCGAAACCUUUGAAGAACUCUUUCAGCUUAAUUCUCAAUCCACUUAAGGAUCACGCAAUAAGUUGGAUUACAGGUGAAGAAGCCGAACCACGAUUUGCUGGCUUCCAGUUGAUUACCAUAUUAAUCAAAAAUUUCCCAACUAUCCUUGAGGGUGUCUAUUCACAUGUAAUCAACAUGAUUGUUAAAUCAUUCAAAGGCCAAGAACAUGAAAUUUACGACACAGCUGCAGCUGCUUUGAUCGCUGCUUUAGAUCAUGAGACUUCCGCCCUUAAUAACGUCAUCGAACUCCUCAUGAAGAGCUUUGAUAAGCAAAAGCACGAACAAUAUCCAGGUGUUUGCCGCGCAUUAACGGAAAUUUUGGAUCAUUAUCCAAAAGCAGCUUAUUUGAUUAGAUUCAAGUCUGUUCCACUAGAAUUACUCUCUAAUAAAGAUCCAAGCAUCCGAACUUACGGAUAUCCAGUUCUUCCUUUGAUUUGGAGAACAUCUCCUGAAUUGUUCAAGCUAGAGACACAAUUCCAGCUCUAUUUACUCAUGCAUAGCAGUAUCAAGAAGAAGACACCACAUAGAGCCGAAGCUCUCGUUUCUUUGGGAAAUUUCGUUUUUACAAAAGGAAGAAUCUCUUCUGAUAAAAUCCCACUCAUCCAGAAGUGCAGAAAGUCAGUAACAGAGGCUUUCGAUUGCCCAGAAGCUGCUUAUUGCUUACUCGCUCUCUCAAUUUCAAAUAAUGAUUAUUUCAAACAAGAUUCAUCGAAGAUCUACCAUUAUCUUGAUAGCCCAUUAUUAACAAUUGGAUUUAAGCGUUAUCUUGACAUUGUUGAAGACGACGGAUACGUAAUUACCAAAGAUUUGCUUUCUCAUGCAAAUCUCCACUUGUUAUCAAACAAUUGCCAAAGCGAUAUCGUACAAAACAUGUUCGAUCGUAUCUUAACUCUCGAUAUUGACCCAUCAUUACUCUCUCUUCCUCUUAUUUUGGAAUAUCUUUAUCAUAUGAACAAAGAAAACACCGGCGUUAAGCUCAGUGCAUCAAAGGUAUGCAUCAAAUACCUCUCUGCAUGCUAUUCCAUCGAAUUAGCCCAGAGAUUGAUCGCAUUUAUCCCUACAGAAACAGAUUCCAACUUAAGAGUAUUCCUUCUCAAGAAUAUACCUCUCGAACAAGCUGAUGAUGGAUUAGUCUUCACUCUCGAGUCAUUACUUCACGAUUCCCAGCAAGAAAUCAGAAUUUUAUCUUUCGAGAGACUCGUACAGCUUUCCAAGCAUCCAGGAGCAAAGCGCGCCAUCGAAGCACUCCUCAAAGAGAAAGUUCGUAACUUACAAGUCUCAGAAGUCCUCAAUAAAGAAGAUAUUCAGAUUUUCAUCAUCGCGAUGUCAGUUGCCUUCAAGCAAGAUAACCAGGACUUCCUUAUCAACCAGAGAUCCAACAUGCCAUACAUCCAAUUCCUUAUUAACCGAAUUUUAUCUUCCCAAUUCCGCCUUUCUUCAACAUCCUUGAAGCUUUUGGCCAUUUUAAUACCAUUGCUACCGACAGAAGUCAACAUUGACCUUCUUUCCAAGCACAUUCGCCAAUCAUUGCAAAUAAACUCAACUCCCAACCGCUUAAACUCAACACUCGACCUCUUAUUCUCAUCUCUCAAGUUUACGCAGAUCAGAGAUCAUCUCCUCAGUAAGGACAGUGACUUAUUUACGAAAUUACUACAAAUUGCCAAACUUCCGAAGAACGCAGUUGACAGAACUAAGUUACUUCAUGUAUUUGGCAUCCUCGGUGCUUCGAAUUCAGCGUUCAUCAACGGACUUCUCGGAAAUGGCGACCAAAUUAACGUAAAUGAGGAGAUCAAGAUCAAUUCUGCCAACCACUUCAUUUCUACCGCUGUCUCCAACGAUCCCCUUAACGCUCUGACCGAAACAGCCAUUGGUAUCUCUUUAAUCAACAUUUUGGAUAUUCUUGGCAACGAAUCCCUGGCAGCUCUCCAUCCAGCGGCCAUCGAAGCAUUACUUAUGUUCCUCAAGACCAACAGAAUGCUAAACAACGAGCUAGAAGUCUACUUAAUUCGUCGUAUCAACGAAUUACUUCAAUCGAAAGGUACAUCCACCAUCACAGUCCUUCUUUCCAACAUGGCCACACUCAUCACAGCCAUCGGACCUCGCUUUGUUCCACUAGUUCCAUAUGUCAUUGACUUGAUAUGCGACAAAUGGGGAACAACUGACCCAGUUAUCCUCACGAGAACAUGCGACUGGCUUGUUAUAUCCAUUCCUGAGGCUUUCAUUCCUCACAUGCCAAGAAUUGCCCAAUUAUUUGUGAAAGAUUUCGAUUUGUUACCGAUGAAGACCAUUGAUACCAUUCUUUCCUGCUUCGUCAGCUUCGGGUUAUUGAUUGGCUCCGUUUCACACAUCAUUUUACCUCCAAUUUUGGACUGGGUCUGUGAUAAUGCGCUUGAAACAUCAAAUUGCAGACAAGCAUUGAUCAGACUCAAGUCAAUCAUCAUGAAUGGAGGCAGUGUGAAGCUCGCCAGCUACAUUUUCAACGCAAUGAUCAAAGUCACAAGGAUAAACAAAGAAUUACACAAUCCUUGUGCAGACAUUGUUUUCAUUGUAGCUGUAAACAUUGGUCCAUCAUUUGUUCUCCACAAACAGAGGCUUGCGAAGACAUUUGAAUUCAGUUACAACCGCAAUUUCGAAAUGUACUCGAGUUUGAUCGAAAUUGGUGCAGCCAUUCCAGGCGUUGUCAUUGCAGAAACACAGCCAACAUCAACUAGAAGAAAGAACACGACAUCGCAACAGAAAGCUGUUCAUUCUUCUGCACCAUUUGUUUCUACAAAAGAACUUCUGACAAAAAUAACCGCUCCAUCAUCAAACCACUCUGAAUCCGCCUGGAUUAUUUGGUACAACGAAGUUGUCUCCACUGUUAUCAGACAGUCCGCCUCUCGUGCUAUUUCAUCUUGUGCACAACUCGCUGAGAGACAUCUCCCUGUCAUGGAUUCGAUCUUUCCAAUCGCUUUUGCAAUGUUGUAUUUCCAACAUGAAAAAGUUGGAUCCGACCAAAUAACAGAAAUAAUGAAGAUUAUUUUCACUUCAUCAUCUGUUCCUCGCUACAUCAUGUUGAACUUCCUUGCAGUAUUGGAACUGAUCGAAGUACUUGGUGCUCCUCCACCUGUUCCUAUGAUGAUUGCCAAACAAAGAGCUCUUUCCGUCAACAAUUUAGCACAGGCAUUGAGAGCUGCUGAAUCUCUUUACGAUGAUGGUUACGAUGCUGUCUCCGAUGACUUGAUUUCCAUCAACCAGGAACUCGGUCUUCCACUGGCUGCACAAGGUAUUUUGAGAUCGACAUCGUUGAGAGGAACAAGUACAACUAAUGGAGAAUUGGCAGAAAGACUUGGUUUGUGGGAAGACGCCCUCAAACAGUAUAAUGUCACAUUGAAAGAUGACAGUAAGAAUGAGAAGAUAAUUCUAGGAAAACUCAACUGUUUGAACCAGCUUUCCAAAUACCAAGAACUCAAAGAAUUCUCAAAGAUCGAUGCCAAAUACAAACACUACACUGCUGCAGCACUUUGGGGUUUGUUUGAUUCAGAAGAGUUCGUGAAAGUCUCUAAAGAACUCGAUAAAGAAUCAGCAAAUCACCUUGAAAGAAUCUAUGCUUUGUACGGUUUGUUGAUGACAAGAGAAUUCGGAAAAGCAAAAGAACUUAUCGAAAAAAUCGAAGAACACAAAUUAGAUAGAAUCUUCCCAAUGAUCAGUGAAGACUACGAAAGAACAUAUCCUGAAUACGAAUCAAUAGCUUUAAUCAGACAUAUCGCGGAAGUUAUUGAUUACAUCAAAGCAUCAGAUAUUUCACAAACAGCUUCUACUCUCGAGAAACAAAUUUCUCAACAAACAAUUGAGAGAAUUACAAAUAGAUGGGAGCAGAGAUUCGAUCUUUUGCCAAAUGAUUAUCACGUGUUGUUCAGGAACUUACAAGUCCAGAACUUAGUGAAGUCAUUCAAGGACAUCAAACCAAUGUGGAUAAGAUUCUUUGAUGUCGCUGUCAAAUCAAAAGCAACUGACAUAAUUUUGACAACUUUGAAUCACUUCAUGCAGAACAACAAAGAUGAUGAAGAUCUCAAGAUGUACUACGCGAAAUACUUGAGAUUGUCUGGUGACAAAGCAAACGCAAUUGCAAAGAUGAAAGAGAUCGCAAAUGAUAAGAAAUUGUCCAUACAAAUCCAAGGAAAUUCAAUGUUGAAAGUCGGUGAAUGGCUCAAACUCGAUGGAAAAAUCAAAGAAUCCGUUGAAUACUUCAGAAAAGCAGCAGAAAUGUUGGAUAAUUCAGUCGAAGCAUUGACACAGUGGUCAGUCAUAAAUCUCGAGAUGUUCGAGAAGACAAAGAAUAAGUCCUACAUCAUGGAUUCAAUCACUUCAUCCAUCGCUGGUCUGUACAUCGCAAAUGACCACUUAUCAUUCACUUUGAGAGCUCUCUCAAUUUUGUUUAGAAACGGUUCCCCAGAAAUGUACAGUUUAUUCAAAUCUCGUGUUCCAACAAUUCCUAUCUAUGUCUGGCUGGAUGUUAUGCCACAGAUCAUUGCAAGAGCAUCUUCUGAUGAUGAGAACUUGAGACAGAUCAUUACAGACAUCCUCUUGGCAACAGGAACAUCAUUCCCUCACACAACUCUUUAUUCUUUGUCUGUACCACUUAAAAGUGACACAACCGUCAGACAAAAGAUUGCCUCACAAAUCUAUGAUCGUCUAAAGAUCUUGUAUCCAGAGACUGUUGGCCAAUUCCUCACAUUCACGAACGAGAUCAUCAGAAUCGCAGUUUCAUGGUGGGAAUUGUGGUUCGGAGUCUUGGAUGAUGCUUCAAGAGCUUAUUUGAUCAAACAAGAUGUAAAUGAAAUGUUGUCACUUUUAUUACCUGCCCAUGAAAUCACUGAGAAAGAGCCAAAGACGUAUUACGAGAUUGCCUUUGUUGCACAGUUUGGCGAGAGUCUUCAGAGAGCUAAGAAGAUGCUCAUGGACUACAAGAAGACAAACGAUGACAUUCAUUUGAUACAAGCAUGGGGAAUUUACAUUUCCAUCUUCAACCAAUUGAAGCCAGUCAUUGCAGAGAUUGACAAGAUCAACCUCAAGGAUGCUUCAGAGUAUUUGAGUGAGACAACGAACUACGACAUCUGUUUGCCAGGCUCAUUCAAGUACAGCGAAGACAUCAUCAAGAUUGACAAGAUCGACCAGAAAUUGUCAGUCAUGAAGUCCAAACAAAGACCGCGAAGAAUGGCAAUUUACGGCACGGACGGUAUCAGAUACACAUUCCUCCUCAAAGCUCACGAAGACACAAGACUCGAUGAGAGAGUUAUGCAGCUCUUCGGCUUCAUCAACAGACUCGUCAACAACUCAACGAUUCCUAUGAAACAACACUUGGGAAUCACAACAUACAACGUCAUCCCAUUGACAGGACAGGUCGGAUUCAUUGGCUGGGUCACAAACUGUUCGACUGUUUACGAAUUGAUCAAACAAAGACGUGAAAAGAACAAUGUUCCAGUCGAAAUCGAGUACCAGACAACAAUGAAAGCUUGUCCAAACUUCGAACAAAUCGAAGGAGCAGAUAAAAUGUUCGCUUUCAAGAAAGGUUUGUCUGCAACGAAAGGCGAUGAUCUCAAGGCGAUUUUGCUGUUGAAUUCAUCAGAUUCAACACAUUGGAUCGAAAGAAGAACAGCAUACACAACAUCUCUUUCCAUGACAUCAAUGGCUGGCUACAUCUUGGGUUUGGGAGACAGACAUCUUUCAAACAUCAUGAUCAAGAACAAGACAGCGAAAUUGGUUCACAUCGAUUUCGGUGACUGUUUCGAAGUGGCUCAGCACAGAGAGAAAGCACCAGAAAAAGUUCCUUUCAGACUCACAAGAAUUCUUACAAACGCAUUGGAAGUUUCAAGAAUCGAAGGAACAUUCAGAUCUUGCUGCGAAAACGUCAUGGAGUUGAUCAGAAACAACGGUGAACAGAUCAACGGAAUCCUUGAAGUUUUCAUCUACGAUCCUCUCGCUCAGUGGUCUGAGAAUGUUUCUGAAACUAACUCUGCACAGUUUGUAACAGACAGAAUUCAUUCUAAAUUGGACGGAACUGAUUUCGAAGGAGAGAAACUUGACGUCAAAGAACAGGUCGACAGAUUGAUCCAUGAAGCAACAGACAUGAAGAAUUUGUGCCAGAUGUGGAGAGGUUGGUUCCCAUGGUGGUAA